Molecule: messenger RNA, 4250 nt
Organism: Triplophysa dalaica
Lineage: Eukaryota; Metazoa; Chordata; Actinopteri; Cypriniformes; Nemacheilidae
Product: zinc finger protein 91-like
Exons: 9
Coding region: 33-3974 (1313 amino acids)
Biological process (GO): regulation of transcription by RNA polymerase II
Molecular function (GO): RNA polymerase II cis-regulatory region sequence-specific DNA binding; DNA-binding transcription factor activity
Source: RefSeq, a predicted model, not a curated record
GCAUGCUGCUCUGUUAAUGUUGUAGCUACUGUAUGAGGAAUAUACAGCACGCGCCUCCCGCGUUUACCACAGAGCGCGCGCACAACAAAACUUCACCUGACAGGACCGAUCGUUCCUCUGAAUUUAUAAUCAUGACGUCACAGGCGGAAAAGACAAACUCCAGACACACACAGGACUCAGAGCCCAGCCUCACUUUACUCUGUUAUACUGACACAAACCCCACAGACGCUCAGGACACUGUGUGUGACAGUAAUCACACCUUGAAUCAGGAUGAAUCUACUGAUCAAACCUCCACAGAGUCUCUGGAUUCUGUCUGUAACGCUGGAGAACAGCAGAUCCUGAACACCAGACCACUGAACAUGUGUUCUGUCAGACUGAUCGGGACUGAUGGGAAACUGAUAAAAGCAGAACCCACGUCAGAGGAAGAUCAGACCGCUGAUGAGGACGAAGAUGAUGAUGAUGAUGAUGAAGAAGAAGAUGAGAGUGAGGAUGAUUUUUUACCUUCAGAUGAGAGCCGUGAUUCGUGUUCUGAAGGAGCCUCGACGUCAAAAGAGCACAGGAAGAACAUGAAGAGACACAGUGAUGAAAAACCUUUCAACUGCAGUGAAUGUGACAAGUGUUUCAGCACCAUACAAUAUCUUGUGAUUCAUCAGAGAACUCACACGGGAGAACUAACGUACAAGUGUCCUUACUGUGACAAGAGAUUCAACCAACUAGACAAUGUAGAGCGACACGUGCGUGUCCACACCAAUGAGAGACCGUAUCUGUGCGGUGAAUGUGGAAAAGGCUUCACGCAGUCAAGAUGUCUGACACAGCACCAAAAAAUACACUCUGAGAAACUCUUUCAGUGUUCACACUGUGAUAAACGCUUCCGUCAUAAAAAUAGUCUGAUUCUUCAUUUAAGAGUUCACACCGGAGAGAAACCUUACCUCUGCUCUCACUGUGGAAAGAGCUUUUCACAGUCGAGUAAUUUCAAAGAUCAUCUGAGAAUACACACAGGAGAGAAACCUUACGUCUGCUCUGAUUGUGGGAAGAGCUUUUCUAAUUCAAGUGCUUUCAAAGUUCAUCAGAGAGUGCACACUAGAGAAAAGCCUUAUCCCUGCAGUGUUUGUGGGAAGAGUUUUACUCGAAGUGACAAUUUAAAGACUCAUCAGAGACUUCACACUGGAGAAAAACCUUAUAAAUGUUCUCAGUGUGAUAAAGCGUUUACGCAGAGAGUUCUCCUGAAACUCCAUCAGAAAGUUCACACAGGAGAGAAACCAGGAAAAAAACGACCUGUGAAGAAGACUUAUAGAAGUUGUUACGUCAUCAUGUCGGGACGGCAAUGUGUUCUCUGCUUUGAAAGAAAAUCCGUGUUAUUUUCACUCUCAAAGGGUGAUGAUGUAAAGAAUCGGUGGUUACGGUUCAUUUUUUCUACAAAACCAGAGCAGUACAGCCCGAAUCUUCUGCUGUGUGCCCGUCAUUUUACUGACGACUGUUUCUCUAAUAUCGGCGCGUAUAACGCGGGAUUCUGUAAACGCUUGUGCCUGGAAGAUGGAUCAGUACCCACUUUAUUUGCAGCAGGAUGCGAUUCCGUAUCACAGCCGGUUUUGUCGUGUCAAACUUCAGUGUGUGAUCAGAGCACGCCACUGCUGGACAAACUCUCUGAACAGAAGUCCAGACACACACAGGACUCAGAGCUCAGCCUCACUUUACUCUGUUAUACUGACACAAACCCCACAGACGCUCAGGACACUGUGUGUGACAGUAAUCACACCUUGAAUCAGGAUGAAUCUACUGAUCAAACCUCCACAGAGUCUCUGGAUUCUGUCUGUAACGCUGGAGAACAGCAGAUCCUGAACACCAGACCACUGAACAUGUGUUCUGUCACACUGAUGGAGAUCAAAACAGAACCCACGUCAGAGGAAGAACACACUGAUGAAGAUGAGAAUGAUGGUGGAGGCGAUGACAACCACGAUUUUAUCCCCCCAGAUGAGAACGGUGAUUCGUGUUGUGAUGGAGAAACGGCCUCUACUUCAAAAGAGCACAGAGGUAUUCACACGUGGGAAAGAAAGCACACGUGUCCUCACUGUGACAAGAGACUUUACAGUGCGUCUCAUCUAAACCGACACAUGCUUGUACACACCGAUGAGAGACCAUAUCGGUGCGGUGACUGUGGAAAAACCUAUAGGUAUUCAGGUAGCUUAAAAUCUCACAUAGGAAAACACUCUGAAAAGAAACUCUAUCCAUGUUCACAUUGCGGGAAAUGUUUCUCAAAAAAAAAUAGUUUGACAGUCCAUGAGAGAAUUCACACCGGAGAGAAACCUUACCUCUGCUCUCACUGUGGAAAGAGCUUUUCUUCAUCAAAUGCUUUAAGAGAUCAUCGGAGAAUUCACACUGGAGAGAGCCCUUAUCUCUGCUCUGAUUGUGGAAAGAGUUUUACUACAUCAAGUGCUUUAAAAGAUCAUCAGAGAACUCACACCGGAGAGAAACCUUAUCAAUGCAGUGUUUGUGGGAGGAGUUUUUCAACUUCAUGUCAGUUAAAAAACCAUCAGCGUGUUCACACUGGAGAAAAGCCUCAUCCCUGCCGUGUUUGUGGGAAGAGAUUCACUCGACCUGACAGCUUAAGGACGCAUCAGAGACUUCAUACAGGAGAAAGACCUUACAAAUGUUCUCAGUGUGAUAAGACGUUUAUUCAAAGAGGUCAAUUGACUUUUCAUCAGAAGGUUCACACCACCACAUUUGAGGUCCUUCAAAACGAUCGAACCAUGAAACCACAAGGUGUUUUUAUUGUGAAGCAAAAGUUGUUGUUCAAGGAGGGGGAGUAUUUGAUCAUCAUGACGUCACAGACUGACGGGAUGUGCUCCAGACACACACAGGACUCAGAGCUCAGCCUCACUUUACUCUGUUAUACUGACACAAACCCCACAGACGCUCAGGACACUGUGUGUGACAGUAAUCACACCUUGAAUCAGGAUGAAUCUACUGAUCAAACCUCCACAGAGUCUCUGGAUUCUGUCUGUAACGCUGGAGAACAGCAGAUCCUGAACACCAGACCACUGAACAUGUGUUCUGUCACACUGAUGGACUGCAGGAAACUGAUGGAGAUCAAAACUGAACCCACAGAAGAAGAAAAUCAGACUGAUGAAGAUGAGAAUCGUGAUGAUGAUGAUGAUGAGGAGGAGGAGGAUAAUGAUGAUGAAUUUGUUGGUGGUGAUGAUGAUGAUGAUGAUGAUUUUAUUCCCUCAGAUGAGAGCAGCGUGUCAUGUUCUGAUGGAGAACCGACCUCUAAAGGAGAGGAAGCUGAAGAAAAACAGCACAAGUGUCCUCGCUGUGUGAAGAGAUUUUCCAAAACAUCUCAAGUUAAGAGUCACAUGCGUUUACACACCAAUGAGAGACCGUAUCUGUGCAGUGAAUGUGGAAAAACCUUUAGGCAUUUAAGUGCUUUAAGGUCACACCAAAAAACACACUCUGGGGAGAAACUCUAUCAGUGUUCAUACUGCGAUAAACGCUUCUGUCAGAAGUCAUAUUUGAGGAUUCAUGAGAGAAUUCACACUGGAGAGAAACCCUACCUCUGCACUCACUGUGGCAAGAGUUUUUCUAAUCCAAAUACUUUUAGAGCUCAUCAGAGAGUUCACACUGGAGAAAAAACUCAUCACUGCAGUAUCUGUGGGAAGAGUUUUUCAACUUUACGUCAUUUCAAAGAUCAUAGAAGAGUUCACACUGGAGAAAAACCUUAUCCCUGCGAUGUUUGUGGGAAGAGUUUCAGUCGACCUGACAAUUUAAGGACGCAUCAGAGACUUCAUACUGGAGAAAAACCUUAUAAAUGUUCUCAGUGUAACAUGGCGUUUACUCAGAAUGUUCUCUUGAAACUCCAUCAGAAAGUUCACACAGGAGAGAAAUCCACCCGUCUGUCUUUAAAGAAAGAUUCCUUGUCUGAGAGGUUUUCAGACUCAUCAGAAGAUCUGUCAGAACAACAGGAAAACCCUUCAUAAAAGAUUUAGACAAACACACAGUUCAAGUCAAUUUUGUUUUCUCAUUACUGUGUUAUACUAACAUCAGCUUUUUAUAUGUCUUUAGAUAUUUAGAUUUAAAGAACAAAUCAGAUUUCUCUCUCAGAACUGUUGAUGUGCUGUAAGGUUCUGAUGGACUCCAGCAGAUGUUAAACACCUCAUGGAUUCACUUUGAAUGGAUCAUUCAUGACACUUUAAUGACCCUGUUGUACAUUUUUACUACAUUUCAGAUUCUGUUCCUCUAGUCAGUGACAUAAA